Messenger RNA from Seriola dumerili (greater amberjack), 1108 nucleotides. RefSeq names its product platelet-derived growth factor subunit A-like. Gene Ontology annotation, cellular component: membrane. NCBI's taxonomy places the organism in Eukaryota, Metazoa, Chordata, Actinopteri, Carangiformes, Carangidae. The transcript has 8 exons. The record is from RefSeq and is a predicted model, not a curated record. Gene Ontology annotation, molecular function: platelet-derived growth factor receptor binding; growth factor activity. Gene Ontology annotation, biological process: positive regulation of MAP kinase activity; positive regulation of ERK1 and ERK2 cascade; positive regulation of cell migration. Bases 269 to 1108 code for a protein of 279 amino acids.
GGAAAUCAACCUCUCUCACACCUCCAGUGAUUUACACUGAAUGCAGGAGCAGAAUAAGCUUGAGUCUCUGCCUCAACCGCAUUUCACUCAGGAGUUUAAAGAUCAUUUAAGUUUUAUAAGCUCCUGGCUCGCACUUUUACUGAGGCUGUGGUGGUGGCCAGUUCUCCCGAGGGAUGAUUCUGGGCUCCCGAGGCCAGGGAGCGACAGCCCAGCUCCUGCAGUGGACCAUCGCCUCGUCCUGGUGCCUAUGCAGCGGAUCUGAGAGGAGAUGAGACCCGCAAUUUACCACCUCCUCGCCGGCUGCCUCUGCCUGUUACGCACCGUCGCUGAGGAGUCUCCUCUCCCCCGGGAGCUGUUGGAGCGGCUCUCCCGCAGCGACAUCCGCAGCAUCAGCGACCUCCAGCGGCUGCUAGAGAUAGACUCCGUAGAGAACGAGGUGAUCGAGGAGACCAAACACCGCUACCACAAGGACUUUUCUCACAGCUUCCCUGACCUGAAGAGAGCACACACGCCCACCAGACACAGGAGGAGCACUGUGGUGGAAGAGGCCUUGCCAGCGGUGUGUAAGGUGCGGACGACGAUCUAUGAGAUCCCCAGGAGCCAGGUGGACCCCACCUCGGCCAACUUCAUCAUCUGGCCGCCCUGCGUCGAGGUGAAACGCUGCACUGGCUGCUGCAACACCAGCAACAUGCGGUGCCAGGCGUCCCGCAAGCACCACCGCACGGUCAAGGUGGCGAAGGUGGAGUACGUGCGGAGGCGUCCCAAGCUGAGGGAGGUGCAGGUGAAGCUAGAGGAUCACCUCGAUUGCAUGUGCACCAACAAACGCCACAUCAGCCCAAACUCAGACACAGACAAUGUGAAUCUGACUGUAAAUCACACAAUGAAUGACAUCAGUCCAGGUGAUAUUACACUGGAGGGCUUGCAGGAGUGUCCUGUAAUCCAGAGGUCAAAGGAUAAACACGUCCACCUCCCACCAUCAGACGUGCCCACUGGAUACAGGCGGGACGGAGAGAUCGCUGAGGUUUGGCAUCGUCGGAUGAAGAUUUACUGCUGUGUGGUCAAGGCUGAUGUUUUGGCUCUGGAUCAUGUGAAGAGGGCCUGCAGGUGA